CCCUUUCAUCUCCAGCCAAUGGCAGUUAAGGUCAGGAGAAUCGUCCUCUGUUCUGUCGCAGUACCUUAAGAUCGGGCCUCUGUGGACUAACAGCCUCACCCUUCACUCCCCUAUCUCCCCCCCUCGGAGGUGUGCACGUGGGUGUUCGUCUCUCCCAGGACUGACUCACACAGUUCAAAGAAGGCGCAGGACAGGACGCACCGGGUUGUUCACUCUCUUUCUCCCGUUUGGAUUUUACUUUCCCAUAAGUUUUUUGGUGCUGAAGUGCUCCAGACUUAAUUUGGGGAUUGUUGUCCCUGUGGAGGAGUUUCACUUGUCUCCAUUUGGCACUUGACGCAUCUGUCACUGCGACUCCAACUGCGUGUCUGGAGCCGUCAAAGUCAUGCCGGCCGGGUUUCAGCAACUCGGAGGGGAGACAGUUACUGGAACCCUUGCACUCUCCGUCUUCACCGCUGUGCUGGGAUCUCUGGAGUUCGGAUACAACAUUGGUGUCAUCAAUGCCCCUCAGAAGAUCAUUGAGGCAGAAUACAAUGCUACAUGGGUGCAUCGGUAUGGAGAGCCCAUCCCCUCAGGGACCCUCACCUCCCUCUGGUCCCUGUCUGUGGCCAUCUUCUCCAUCGGAGGCAUGCUCUCCUCCUUUUGCGUGGGCUUUGUCUCGGAAUGGCUGGGCAGGAGGAAAGCCAUGCUCAUAAACAACAUGUUUGCCUUCAUCGGUGGAAGCUUGAUGGGAAUGUCCAAGCUCUGCGGCUCCUUUGAAAUGAUGAUUCUCGGACGUUUCAUCAUCGGGGCCUUCUGUGGGUUGGUGUCAGGUUUGACACCGAUGUAUGUGGGGGAGAUUGCCCCCACCAGUCUGAGAGGAGCACUGGGCACACUGCACCAGCUGGCUAUAGUCACUGGGAUUCUCAUUGCACAGAUUCUGGGCCUGGAUUCAUUACUGGGCAGCGAGCACUUGUGGCCUGUUCUGAUGGGUUUAACCAUCGUGCCGACUGUACUUCAGAUGGCUCUGCUUCCCUUCUGCCCCGAGAGUCCUAGGUUCCUCUACAUCGUCCGCUGCCGCGAACACCACGCCAAGAGCGGUUUGAGGCGGUUAACGGGCAGGCAGGAGGUGGGCGACAUGCUGGCAGAGAUGAAGGAGGAGAAGAGGCGGAUGGACAUGGAGAGGAAGGUGUCCAUCCUGGAGCUUUUUCGCUCUCCACUCUACCGCCAGCCCAUCAUCAUCUCCAUCCUGCUGCAGCUCUCACAGCAGCUGUCCGGGGUCAACGCGAUUUUCUACUACUCCACCACUAUAUUUAUGAAUGCAGGAGUCCAGAGUCCGGUCUAUGCCACUAUAGGAGCUGGUGUGGUGAACUGUGCCUUCACUGUUGUUUCACUCUUCCUGGUGGAGAGGAUGGGUCGCCGGACACUCCACAUGCUCGGACUGGGAGGAAUGUGCAUCUGUGCCAUUAUCAUGACGAUAGCUCUGGCUUUACUGGAGAGUGUACCCUUCAUGAGCUACAUCAGCAUGCUGGCCAUCUUUGGUUUUGUCGCCUUCUUUGAGGUCGGUCCAGGUCCCAUUCCCUGGUUCUUCGUAGCCGAGUUGUUCUCUCAGGGCCCGAGACCGGCUGCAAUGGCUGUGGCUGGUUGUUCCAACUGGACGGCCAACUUCAUCAUUGGCAUGGGCUUCCAAUAUGUCGCUGAGCUCUGUGGGCCAUACGUCUUCCUAAUCUUCGCAGCACUCCUCCUCUUCUUCCUCAUCUUCACAUUCUUCCGGGUGCCAGAGACGCGGGGAAAGACCUUUGACCAGAUCUCAGCGACCUUCCACCAUUCCUCUGCGGGAGGGAUGAUGAACAUGGACAUGGACAUGGACAUGGACAUGGACAAGCCCAGCACCGAGAUGGACUACUUGGGCGAAGAAAGCAUAAACUGAAGAGCUUGAAGAGAAACAGAACUGAGUAAAGCUGUGGAUGAACUGUGUGAAUGUAUUUGACUCCAAACAUGAAUUUUAUGACAUGUAUAUUGAGAUUUACCUUUAUAUGCACAUGGAUUGUGACGCCAAAGCAGUGUUUAAGGUGUGUGACAGUUUGGGUGCAUUUGAAUUGUCCUUUGUUGGUACCACUGCUAUUCAAGGUUAAUAGAGAAGAGUUGUGUCACAACAAAGGCUAAUAAAAAUAAAAACUUACAUUUAAAGAGUCGACAGAUGACACACAUAAGAAACGACUCAGCUGGCUGCAACACUGUCAAGGGAGAGAGAAGGAUUUCCUGCACUUUAUUUACAAAAAUAGGAUAAUAUAUAAGCAUGGAGUUGCUCUUGUUGAAAAGAGACAACACAACUUUAAAUGGCUCUAAAUUCAACUGGAAGGAACAAGAUUUUAAUCACACAGACGCAGUUUGAGUUUUUCAAUUUAAUGCUUUGGUGUUUGUAUUUUCAUAUUCCUCCAAGUAUAUGGAAAAAACAUUUUAAAAGUUUUUUUCUAAUUGUGUGUUAGAUUUAAAAAUGAGCAAUGAAAAACUUCAAUCCACUAUAAUGCCAACACUCCAUGGUGAUCUAACCCCCCCAGAGGGGGCUAAACUGGGUUUUAAUCAUGAGGUGUAUUCCCAGUUAACACUAAGGCAAAGUGCCUUAACCAAGUAUUUUUUAUAGAUCAAGAAACUCAUUGCACAACCUGUAGAAAUACUAUUUAAUUAAUGAAGCAGUCUAUUUUACUACUACUUUGUGUGUACAUAGUGUGUCGUUUGGUUACUGUUUUAAGGGUGUGAGGGUCUAAGCUCUUUAAUUCUUUAUACACAAUAGCAGGUGUUUGGGUUAGUAAACAGAAGCUUAAUAUUAUGCAACUAGAAGUGCAAUCUUGAGAGGCUGCAUGUGUAGAGAUUUAUAUCAAGUGUCACAUUUUUCUGGUGGCCUGUCAUGUGUGCCCUUUGCUGUCUGUUCCAUUAAAAAGGUCCAGUGUGUAACAUUUAGGAGGGUUUAUUGGCACAAUUAGAUUAUACUGCACAUAAGCAUGUUGUAUGAAUAAAGGUCCUUUGGUUUUUUAA
Molecule: messenger RNA, 3012 nt
Organism: Solea senegalensis (Senegalese sole)
Lineage: Eukaryota; Metazoa; Chordata; Actinopteri; Pleuronectiformes; Soleidae
Product: solute carrier family 2, facilitated glucose transporter member 4-like
Exons: 11
Coding region: 383-1906 (507 amino acids)
Biological process (GO): monosaccharide transmembrane transport
Cellular component (GO): membrane
Molecular function (GO): hexose transmembrane transporter activity
Source: RefSeq, a predicted model, not a curated record